UUAAGAUGUAGAUAAGUAUUUUUUAAUUAUAUUGGAUUAUCAGAGAAAUAAUAUGAAAAUAAUGUUUAAAUGUGUAGCUUUUUUAAGAAAAUCACAUAUUGGAUCUAAACCUUUAUUUCUUCCCGGAACAACAAAAUUAGAAGUUUUAGUAGCCACAAGUAGUCCAAAUACUAAGAAAAUAAUUGUUAAAGGACCUAAUGGGUGUUUAUCUCUUUUUCUUCCGUCAUAUAUUCAUAUCAAUCAUUGUUCUUUAACAAACAAAGUCAAGAUUUCAGUGGAGAAUUCAAUGAUCAAAGAACAACGAUCAAUGUGGGGAACUGCAAGAUCCUUGCUUUCAAAUAUGAUUAUAGGAGUAACAGAGUAUCAUUAUGUAACUCUUCGUCUAGUUGGAAUUGGUUACAAAGCUUUUAUUGAAAAUGAUUCAUUUUUGUCAUUAAAAGUUGGAUUUUCCCAUCCAAUUCAUCUUAAAAUUCCAGAUGGAGUCUUUAUUACAUGUCCAUCUUCUACUCAGAUUAUUUUGAAAGGAUGUGAUAAAGCAAUUGUUACACAAUUUGCUGCAAAUAUUAGAAAAUGGAAGAAGCCAGAGCCAUAUAAAGGAAAAGGUAUUUUUGUUAAUGAUGAAAAGAUUACUUUAAAAAAUACAAAAACCAGAUGA
This is a messenger RNA of Pneumocystis murina B123, 655 nucleotides long. RefSeq lists its product as hypothetical. The transcript has 3 exons. The record is from RefSeq and is a predicted model, not a curated record. Gene Ontology annotation, biological process: translation. Gene Ontology annotation, molecular function: rRNA binding; structural constituent of ribosome. Bases 53 to 655 code for a protein of 200 amino acids. Gene Ontology annotation, cellular component: ribosome; mitochondrial large ribosomal subunit. NCBI's taxonomy places the organism in Eukaryota, Fungi, Ascomycota, Pneumocystomycetes, Pneumocystales, Pneumocystaceae.